AUGGUUGUCAAGCAUGUGAUUUACCAACAAGGUUCUUCGUUUCGAAUUCUUUUACGCAAGCUUUUCAUAGUCAUUGUUGCCUAUGAAGCACGGGUACAGGUACGAAUACGAAUACUAGUACUGGUACGAUAUGGGUACAUCAAUAUGUUAAUGGUUGUCAAGCAUGUGAUUUACCAACAAGGUUCUUCGUUUCGAAUUCUUUUACGCAAGCUUUUCAUAGUCAUUGUUGCCUAUGAAGCACGGGUACAGGUACGAAUACGAAUACUAGUACUGGUACGAUACGGGUACGUCAAUAUGUUAAUGGUUGUCAAGCAUGUGAUUUACCAACAAGGUUCUUCGUUUCGAAUUCUUUUACGCAAGCUUUUCAUAGUCAUUGUUGCCUAUGAAGCACGGGUACAGUUACUUGAACAGAUACAUUCUUCCAUUUUCAAUUUUAGCCUGAAACAUUUUAUUCUUGAAUUCAUUUUCACAGUAGUGCUGGAGAAAAUAGAUGAGCAAGAAGGUUUCAAGCUGUUUGGGACCACUGAUUCUUGUGAACCUGAAAAUGCAGUAGAAAUACUCGAGCAAAGGGAGCAAAAGGUCUUAUUUCAUGAAUCCACUGAGUUGGGAAGAGCAAGCAACUUGCGCAAAAGUUUAGAUUGGGAUACUGCUUUUUUCACCAGUGCAGGACUUCUAGAUCCAGAAGAGUUGUUUAUUAUAAAUAAAAGAUUUGAGAAGGUUGAAGCUCACCUAUUACCCGUAACUCAAGAAGAUCUGUGUACGCGGAGAUAUGCAGACUUAGAAUCUACAUUAGAUAGUGAUGACUUCUCCUUGGACAGCAACCAAAGCACUGAGGUUGAUUUGUUUGAAGAUAUAAGAGCAUCCAUUGAGAAAUCCAAUAUAAUGUCCAAUAUUUGCAAGUCAGUUUGCAAAUCAGGAGUUGGAGAAGCCCACAAACGGGAAACCCACUCCUUGAAGAAACUUGAUGACAUCUCUCGAAAUAGGGUGAAAUCCACACGAACUUCUAGAAGCCAAAGCGUCUAUAUGCAAGGAUCAAAAGGAGUUAAGGAGGUUGUCCAUCCACAAAUCGUCCAGGCAUGUAUACAUCGAAGAAAAUGAGAUUAUAUAGUUCCUUUUAGUAUUUAGUAUGCAUAAGUGUUCAUCAUCUCAUUUGCUCAAAUUGAAAGGCUGCAUUAUUAUUUAUAACUUACAAGUUACAAGUUUGUCCAGGCAUGUAUAAAUCGAAGACAAUGAGAUUAUAUAGUUCCUUUUAGUAUUUAGAAUGCAUAAGUGUUCAUCAUCUCAUUUGCUCAAAUUGAAAGGCUGCAUUAUUAUUUAUAACUUACAAGUUACAAGUUUGUCCAGGCAUGUAUAAAUCGAAGACAAUGAGAUUAUAUAGUUCCUUUUAGUAUUUAGAAUGCAUAAGUGUUCAUCAUCUCAUUUGCUCAAAUUGAAAGGCUGCAUUAUUAUUUAUAACUUACAAGUUACAAGUUUGUCCAGGCAUGUAUAAAUCGAAGACAAUGAGAUUAUAUAGUUCCUUUUAGUAUUUAGAAUGCAUAAGUGUUCAUCAUCUCAUUUGCUCAAAUUGAAAGGCUGCAUUAUUAUUUAUAACUUACAAGUUACAAGUUUGUCCAGGCAUGUAUAAAUCGAAGACAAUGAGAUUAUAUAGUUCCUUUUAGUAUUUAGAAUGCAUAAGUGUUCAUCAUCUCAUUUGCUCAAAUUGAAAGGCUGCAUUAUUAUUUAUAACUUACAAGUUACAAGUUUGUCCAGGCAUGUAUAAAUCGAAGACAAUGAGAUUAUAUAGUUCCUUUUAGUAUUUAGAAUGCAUAAGUGUUCAUCAUCUCAUUUGCUCAAAUUGAAAGGCUGCAUUAUUAUUUAUAACUUACAAGUUACAAGUUUGUCCAGGCAUGUAUAAAUCGAAGACAAUGAGAUUAUAUAGUUCCUUUUAGUAUUUAGAAUGCAUAAGUGUUCAUCAUCUCAUUUGCUCAAAUUGAAAGGCUGCAUUAUUAUUUAUAACUUACAAGUUACAAGUUUGUCCAGGCAUGUAUAAAUCGAAGACAAUGAGAUUAUAUAGUUCCUUUU
Molecule: messenger RNA, 2061 nt
Organism: Camellia sinensis
Lineage: Eukaryota; Viridiplantae; Streptophyta; Magnoliopsida; Ericales; Theaceae
Source: RefSeq, a predicted model, not a curated record